Molecule: messenger RNA, 1076 nt
Organism: Paramecium sonneborni
Lineage: Eukaryota; Ciliophora; Oligohymenophorea; Peniculida; Parameciidae
Source: the annotation of a GenBank genome assembly
AUGGGGUCUUGUUAAAUUUGCAAUGGAUUCUAGUCUAAAGAGAUUAAAGAACAAUAAAAACCAGAAAUAUUAAAAUAAGAACCAACAUUUAGAUAAGUAGCACUAAUUCAAGCAAGGUUUAGAGGAAUUAUAACAAGAAAGAGAAUUCUGAUUGACAAAUAAAAAGAAAAUAAUAACUAACAAUAAUAAAAUUCAUUGAAUGAAGACUUGAUUUGUUUUGAAUAGGUUUAAUAAACAAUAACAGAAAGAUCAACUGUAGCUUAAUAACAAGAAGAACAUGUUACAAUUUUGAUGUCGCCAAAAAUAAAGAAAAGUUGUAAGUGGUAGAAUGGGUCACUGACUGGGUUUGAUAGAUUGGUGAUGGAUGACGGGUAUUAGAAUAAAAUAAUCAUAGUUGUUACUUAGAAGGCAUGGUAUAGAAUUAUAUUUAAAUUAAGUGGUUGAAUGGAUAUUUGAAUGGAGAAGGACUUUAUUAUGCACCUGAUGGAACAUAUUAUAGAGGAGAGUGGUAGAAUAGCUACAUAAAUGGUAAAGGUACUUAUUUUAAUGCAACUUAAAAUAUUAAAUAUGAAGGUAAAUUCAUAUUAAUUGAAAACUAGGAGAAUGGUAAAAUAAUUUACAACAUGGUGAAGGAACUGAAACUUAUUAAGAUAAAUCUAUUUACACUGGAACAUUUAAAAAAGGUUUGAAGGAUGGAGUUGGAAAAUUCAUUUUUAAUGAUGGGUCUUAUUAUGAAGGACAAUUUUAUCAAGACAAGUUUCAUGGAAAAGGAAAAUUAGUAUUUUAAUAUAAAUAUUAAUAAGGUUUGGGAUUAUGGUUAAAAAGAAUACUAUGGAGAAUGGUAUAAAGGUAAAAAACAAGGCUUUGGUUAGUUAUAAGUUAAAGGAAAAUAUACUUAUGAAGGUCAAUAUAAAAAUGGACUUAAAAAUGGAGAUGGAUUAUUAAUUUUGAAUGAUGGUACAAAAUUUUAAGGUGAAUGGAAAGAUGGAUAAUAAGUUGGAAAUGGAACAUUUUCUAACUAAAAAGGAGAAUUCUACAAUGGUGCUUGGAAAUUCGGAUUAAUCCAAUACCAUUGA